This is a messenger RNA of Suillus plorans, 2517 nucleotides long. RefSeq lists its product as uncharacterized. Bases 1 to 2517 code for a protein of 838 amino acids. The record is from RefSeq and is a predicted model, not a curated record. Lineage: Eukaryota; Fungi; Basidiomycota; Agaricomycetes; Boletales; Suillaceae. The transcript is spliced from 10 exons.
AUGUCCAGACCCCCAUCUGCCAGUACUCCAAAUUCUCAUAGCACUUCUGCAUUUUAUCAGCCACUGUCUGCAUCUUCACAGCCACAUAGAGCCCUUCACUUUCCCCCUGUUGCCGGGUCACCUCUGGCUCAAUUUUCUUGUCCUGCACCUCUGCUUACGACUCGCUUGCCUGCUACUUCAUCAUCUUCCCAGCCUGCUAUGUCUUCAUUGUCACCACCUGCAAGUUCUUGGCCAUCUCUUCCACAUUAUGCCCCAAUCGCUACUCCAUAUUCUCGUAAUCCACGCGUUAGUGCCACUCAAGUUUCACCCAGUUUUGGUGUACCUCAUGCAGGCAUUCCGAUGUCUACUACAGCUGGUCACAGUCAUGUUCGUUCUAAUAGGAAAACUGCCAUGCCAUACCUCAUACCAGUGAAGCAGGUCUCUGAGAAACAGGUCGACAUUGUCAUUUUCCCUAAUGAUAUUCAUGCUGCACCUGCCGCUCCUGACAGUGUUGACGACAUCUUUGAAGAUACUUACCUUCAUUUUGGCCUUGUGCACCGCAUACCUCUUACUGCAUCCUCGCGCAAUGAAAUCAUAAUGAAUCAAGUGUAUAAUUCUGUUCUCACCAUCUCGACAUCUCACAACAUCCAAUUUCCGCCAGAGCCUGAAUGCUCUUUUGAUCUUGACACAUCUGCACCCAACCGCGAGUUUUGGAUCCAGUUUCAACAUCUUCUAUUUCACCUUCUCAAGAUCGGUUACCAGAUGCCUAAAGGGCACUAUCUGUCCUUCGACGCUACUGAAACGUGGCAAGACUAUGCCUUUCAUGCACUAUCCAAACGUGUCAAUCGAAUCCAGCAUCCCACCGAUCCCAAUGUCGGACUGCUUAUUAUUUACGAGGAGGAGUUAGAGUAUCAAGGCUUGGAACCUGGUGACACUGUUUCUGUUGAGUGUAAGGCAUUCUGCCCAUUGAUAGCUGGCACAAGCCGACACUCUCAAUGGGCUCCUGCUUCAGUCCCAAGUCCAAUUGAUAGUGAUGGAGAUCUUUAUGCACCUCCAACAAUUCUCGGUACCCCUGACGAUCAGCCCCAGGUGCUUCCUGAUAUAUCCUCUCCAGCUACCUCACUUUCGUCUAUCUUAAGUCUGUCACUUAAUUCUCUGCCAGCCCUUGCAAACCCUCAGACCUCUUUCUCUACUGUCAUCGACCUGACCUUGCCAUCCCCCAAUCAUUCCUCACACCUCCCACACUCACCCCUGCACUCGCCCAUUGUUCGCCAUGAUUCCCCACACCUCCCACUCCCACCCCUCCAAUUGCCUAUCAUUCGCCAUCAAUCUGUAUAUGCGUCACCUACUCCACCUCCUUAUGAGACCUUACUCAAGGUCGAUGAUGCCAUCAUGAGGGCCUUUGGCAGUGAAGUUGAGCACGGCAUGGUCCAUGUUCGUGGUCCAACUGUCAAAGCCUGUGCAGAGGGCUUGAUAGAUCUUUUAUGUCAACAGCAACGCGAUUCUGACUCUCCAUAUGCACAUUCUUACCAUGUCAACGAGCGGUUUUCUAUCCAGCCCCAUACUCAGAAGCUCUCUGACAUAUUUGGAAAACACUGGAUCUUUCGCGCAGGCUAUAAGAUGGUGCCCAUGAUGCUUCUGGUGAAGACUCUCGAUAAGAAUGGCUUUCAUGUCCUGCAUAUCCGCGACUUUCCUUCACCUAGUGACAUCGAGCAUGCCUUUGCAUUGGGAGCCAUUUGCACUAUGAUGAUGAUACGUGGGCACAUUGCGCCUGAUCCCAUCUCUCCUGCCUUACUUGUCACUGCAUUUGCUGGUGUUGAAGCUCUUUCUGACAAGAGCUGUGUCGAGGCAUUAUUUCCUGAUCAUUAUGAGGAUCUUGGUCUCCUUCCCUCCUCACCGCAUGAUCUGACCACUUCUGUUUUUCAGGCUGGAAUAAACAUUCAACUGAGCACAACGCACCAAUCAGUAAUCCAGAUGUUGAAAUCGUCCUCCAAGUGGCUCUUAUCACGUUGCUAUCAUCGGCGCAUCACUAAUGGAGAGCAAGUAAUAAGCCGCCUGGACUUUUCUGUGUGCGGUGAUUUCAUAUUUGAAUCUGUAACCGCUCCUCCUUUAGUGGUGCAGCUCCGGUCUGUUUUUGAGCACUAUUUCCGUGGCAUUGGACAUCCGCAACACCCUCAAAUGGCUGAUCUUGUCAAUGAGGCUCAACAGGACAUUGAUAAUGCUGACCCUGCCUAUCGCGCCUGCCGCUUUGUGAAGCUUUUGCGUGGAGUUACCUUGCUGCCUCCACCAGGGCAAUAUUUCACUAUUUAUGUCCAUCAAACUAUACCGGAGACCGUCUGCUUUGCUGGUCAAUAUCAUCGCGAUGAUGACCUGUUGCCUCCAAGCAUACAUGCUUGCAACUACAGUAUGGACAUGUGGUUCAACAGAAAGAUGAUGCAUAUUCUGGGUAGAUCACCUCUCAGCAAUAGCGAUAUCGCUGAAUUGGAGUUUAUGCUUCAUUGUGUCGUGUUUGAUGCCGGUCAGGACAGCUUUACCUAA